UUUUUUUUAUAAAUUUUGUGACAUGUAAAUGUUUUAGGAAUAAUAAAUACCAUUCAUUGGUGGCCCUUACAUAUUUCUACGACCUAGAUUCAAUCUCGGACCUCUCUAUAUUAAAAACCAUCAAAAACACAAUUUUCCAAAAAAAAAAAAUAUUUUAUUUUUAAUUAAAAAAAAAAACAUAUAUAUAAACCUCGUACUAGGACACACAAAAUUUGUCAAUCAUAAGCUCUCCGCAUCUUGUUUGUUUUUCUUGGGCAAUCUUUAAUUUCUCUCUGCAAAUUUUUAAAAAAGAAGUGAAAACUUCUACAGCAGAGAGAAAGGGUUGUUUUUUUUUCUUUUUUCGAUCGCUUCGGAAAAUAUAUAUAAUGGGUGCCUGCGCCAGCGUACCGAAGUCCAUGAGGGAUGAAGCCGCCGCCGUUCCACCACCGGAACCGGCCCAGGAGGAAAUCCCCGCCACCACCGCAGCGGCAGUGGAAACCACUGUGGCGGCGGAGGCCGAUAAGGAGGAAGUUGCGCCGGAGAAGAAGGUGGAAGAUGGGGACGACAAGCUCGAAAAUAAGGCCGUAGAGGUUGAAGCGCCAAAAGAAGCCGCCGCGGAAGUAGAAAGUGAGAAGUUGAAGGCGGAAGAAGCUCCAGCGAAAGCGGAGCCGGCAGCUGCUGCCGCUGAGGAGGAGGAGAAGAAAACACAAACCGAAGAAGCUCCAGCGAAAGCGGAGCCGGCAGCUGCCACCACAGAGGAGGAGGAGAAGGAGAAGAAAACACAAGCAGCGGAACAAAUAUGAUUUGAGAGCUUAUGAUUUACUUUUUUUUUGCCUGCUAAUUCGUAGUAAUAGGGUAUUUUCUUUUCUAAAUAUUUUGUUUUUUAUUUAUUUAAUAUUUUCCUUUUUGUACGAAUUAAUUGUUACUUGAGAUUAAUAUUCAAGGUUCUAUAUUCGUUUA
Erythranthe guttata (spotted monkey flower) is the source of this 939-nucleotide messenger RNA. RefSeq lists its product as uncharacterized. NCBI's taxonomy places the organism in Eukaryota, Viridiplantae, Streptophyta, Magnoliopsida, Lamiales, Phrymaceae. The record is from RefSeq and is a predicted model, not a curated record.